This is a messenger RNA of Melitaea cinxia (Glanville fritillary), 759 nucleotides long. Its product is annotated as histidine-rich glycoprotein-like. The record is from RefSeq and is a predicted model, not a curated record. Bases 1 to 759 code for a protein of 252 amino acids. The transcript has a single exon. Lineage: Eukaryota; Metazoa; Arthropoda; Insecta; Lepidoptera; Nymphalidae.
AUGUUAGUUACAACCGGACUUCCGAUAGAGAGCGACCAAGAAUACCUUAUCAUGAGAGUGGUGAUAUUGUUAGGAGUGCUAUGUGUGGCGGUGGCGUGCACCGCGUACGAGGCGGAUGACCUCGCCGUGGCCGCCAGCAAACACGAACAUGGGGGUGGGCAUCAUCACCACGAGCAUCACCACCAUGAGCAUGGCGGUAAAGGACACAAGGGCCACAAGGGACACCACCACCACCACAAGGGCGAUGAGGGCCACCAUGGCAAACACCACCACGAGGAUCACCAUCAUGAACAUGGUGGUGGACACAAGAAACAUUGGGAUGAACAUGACCACCAUGGUGAACAUCAUGAGCACGGUCACCACCAUAAGGGUGAAAAACAUGGUCACCAUGAACAUCACGAUAAAGGGGAAAAGGUCGACGGCUACCACAAGAAACACCAUAAGGACCACUUCCACAAGGACCAUCACUUCCAUGACGGUCAUCACCAUGAAGGCAAACACCACAAGCAUGGACACCAUCACGGACACCAUGAGAAGAAAGGAGGACACCACAAGAAAGGUGGUCAUCAUCAUUCCGGACAUCAUGAAGACCACUAUGGCAAACACGGACACCACGACAAGCAUCACUACGAUGAAGAUCAUCAUGGCCACAAGGGUCACCACGGACAUGACGAACAUCAUCACCAUCACCACGAUCAUGGCAAGAAAGGCGAACAUGAAGACCACAAACAUUGGGGAUUCCAUCAUGGAAAACAUUAA